Molecule: messenger RNA, 672 nt
Organism: Chara braunii
Lineage: Eukaryota; Viridiplantae; Streptophyta; Charophyceae; Charales; Characeae
Source: the annotation of a GenBank genome assembly
GCACCCUGAGACUAAACGAUUUUCAGAUGAUUGAUGAUGAUGAUGAUGAUGAUGAUGAUGAUGAUGAUGGUGAUGGUGAUGAUACUGAUUUCGAAGAUGAUGAUGAUGAUGAUGAUGGUGAUGAUGAUGAUGAUGAUGAUGAUGAUGAUGAUGGUUAUGACGACGACGACGCCCAGCGCCCUGCGAUCACGAAAGGAUGAUGGUGAUGAUAACUCACCUCCUGUUGAUGACGUUGGUGCUGCUGCUGGUGAUGAUGAUGACGAGCAGCACCCUACAGAUGAUAAUCCCGACAACCCUUGAUGAUGAUGCGCCCAAUGCUCUGGUGAUGAUGAUGAUGACGAUGAUGCUGAUGGUGAUGAUACUGAUUUUGAUGAUGACGAUGAUGAUGAUGAUGAUGACGACGACGACGCACAGCGCCCUGCGAUCACGAAAGGAUGAUGGUGAUGAUAAUCCACCUCCUGUUGAUGAAGUUGGUGCUGCUGCUGGUAAUGAUGAUGACGACUCAAUGACGAACAGCGCCCAGCACUCUGAUGAUGAUGGUGCCCAGCGCCCUGAUGAAGGUGAUGAUGAGCCGCACCCUGCUGCUGCUGCUGCUGCUGCUGAUGAUGAUGAUGAUACGGCGACGUAAUGAUCACGAAAAAAUGAUGAUGGCGAUAAACGAAGACACCGGUG